AUCAUACAGGUCCUGCUGCGCGGCCUGCAGCUGCUGUGGACGCUGCUCCUGACGGCGCUGGUGGGCAACGUGAUCGCGAGCAACGUGGCGGCAGCGGCGUCGGCAUCAGCACUAGUCAACUUCACCAUGUUCGUGGUGGUGGUGGCGUGGCUAGUGUCGCUGUACGGGCUGGCGGCGGGCGUGGUGGACAGCGUGUCGUCGCGGUUCGCGUCGCCGGCGGCCGUGUUUACCGUCGACGCGGUCGCCGCCGGCAUCUUCCUGAUCACCGCCAUCGCGCUGGCCGCCAAGCUCGGCGUCGUCAACUGCGGCGACCUGCAGCCCGGCUCCAAGCCUGGUGACUGGAUUGGCUAUGGCAGCUUUGAUGAUGCGAAGCGCUGCCGCGAGCUCCAGGCCAGCACCGUCUUCAUGUGGUUCCUCUUC
Messenger RNA from Lasiosphaeria miniovina, 420 nucleotides. RefSeq names its product marvel domain-containing protein. The transcript has a single exon. The record is from RefSeq and is a predicted model, not a curated record. The annotation marks the transcript as partial. Gene Ontology annotation, cellular component: eisosome; plasma membrane. NCBI's taxonomy places the organism in Eukaryota, Fungi, Ascomycota, Sordariomycetes, Sordariales, Lasiosphaeriaceae. Gene Ontology annotation, biological process: protein localization to plasma membrane; eisosome assembly.